Molecule: messenger RNA, 1177 nt
Organism: Talpa occidentalis (Iberian mole)
Lineage: Eukaryota; Metazoa; Chordata; Mammalia; Eulipotyphla; Talpidae
Gene: TECR
Product: trans-2,3-enoyl-CoA reductase
Exons: 13
Coding region: 137-1063 (308 amino acids)
Biological process (GO): very long-chain fatty acid biosynthetic process
Molecular function (GO): oxidoreductase activity, acting on the CH-CH group of donors
Source: RefSeq, a predicted model, not a curated record
CGUGGAGCCGCGGUCAGUCUCGCGCAGCGGUCUCGAGCGCGUGAAAGACCCAUAGCCGCGUCGCGCGCAGGUAAAUAGCAGCAACAGCAGCAGCAGCGGCAGGAACAGAGUAGUGUUCGCCGUGUGAGAGAGAGCCAUGAAGCACUAUGAGGUGGAGAUUCUGGAUGGGAAGACACGGGAGAAGCUGUGCUUCCUGGACAAGGUGGAACCCCACGCCACCAUCGCCGAGAUUAAGAACCUUUUCACCAAGAGCCAUCCGCAGUGGUACCCUGCCCGCCAGUCCCUCCGCCUGGACCCCAAGGGCAAGUCCUUAAAGGAUGAGGAUGUUCUACAGAAGCUGCCUGUGGGCACCACAGCCACACUCUACUUUCGUGACUUGGGGGCCCAGAUCAGCUGGGUGACGGUCUUCCUGACGGAGUACGCAGGGCCACUUUUCAUCUACCUGCUCUUUUACUUCCGGGUGCCCUUCAUCUAUGGCCACAAAUACGACUUCACGUCCAGUCGACACACAGUGGUGCACCUUGCCUGCAUCUGCCAUUCAUUCCACUAUAUCAAGCGCCUGCUGGAGACGCUCUUUGUUCACCGCUUCUCCCAUGGCACCAUGCCGCUGCGCAACAUCUUCAAGAAUUGCACCUACUACUGGGGCUUUGCCGCGUGGAUGGCUUAUUACAUCAACCACCCUCUCUACACACCCCCUACCUACGGAGCCCAGCAGGUUAAACUGGCGCUGGCCAUCUUUGUGAUCUGCCAGCUUGGCAACUUCUCCAUCCACAUGGCACUGCGUGACCUGCGGCCAGCUGGAUCUAAGACCAGGAAGAUCCCUUAUCCUACCAAGAACCCCUUCACGUGGCUCUUUCUGCUGGUGUCCUGCCCCAACUACACCUAUGAGGUAGGGUCCUGGAUCGGCUUUGCCAUCAUGACACAGUGUCUCCCAGUGGCGCUCUUCUCCCUGGUGGGCUUCACUCAGAUGACCAUCUGGGCCAAGGGCAAGCACCGCAGCUACUUGAAGGAGUUCCGUGACUACCCACCCCUGCGCAUGCCCAUCAUCCCCUUCCUGCUCUGAGUCACUUACCCCACCUGCGCUGGCCACGCUAGGCUCUUGUCCCUCCACCCCAGUGUCAUUCUGGAGGAGGAUGGGGGCACUCUUAGCACCUGGAAUAAAACCUGACGUCUCCAG